UCCAGCACAGUAAACUACGCAAAAUUAAAAACGAAUUUACGCCUAGCUAUGUCCAGGCUCAAACUUCUCCAAAAGAAAAAAUUAGAACUCAUUGAAAAGUCCAGAAAAGAAAUCGCAGAUUACAUUUUAGCAGGGAAAUAUGAAAGGGCUAAAGUUAGAGUGGAAUAUAUUGUCAGGGAGGAUUACCUAGUAGAAGCAUUAGAAAUCGUUGAAAUGUACUGUGACUUGUUACUGGCUCGAUUUGGUCUCAUCUCUAACAUGAAAGAACUAGAUGGAGGCAUUUCAGAAGCUGUAUCUAGUUUAAUUUGGAUAGCACCUCGUCUGUCUGAUGUACAGGAACUAAAAGUCAUUUCUGACUUGUUGGAAUCGAAGUAUGGUCCCAGCUUUGCCGAGGCUUGCAGAGUAGAAUCGAUUCAAUCCAUAAGCACCAAACUGAAGCACAGAAUGUCGAUACAAAGCCCUCCCAAGUUAUUGGUGGAGAAGUACAUGAUAGAAAUCGCCAGGAGUUACAAUCUCGACUACGAACCUGACCCGCAUGUCAUGUCCAUGGAAAAAGGAAACGAUGCUUUGUUGAUUGAUUUGUCCAGUAACUCCAAUAAUUUAGGGGGUGGCGGUAUGCCUCAGCCCCCGGGCUUCUUAGGAUACCCACAGCCUCCUCCAUUGCCCCAUUUGAUUGACCCGAGGAUGCCGCCUACUCUAGGUCCUUUUACGUAUCCACCACCAAAAGAAAAGGAACUGAAUGUUGGUCCCACUGCUCCACCUUCGGCAUUUUCUUACAACAUUCCACCAGACACUGGCAAGGAAUUCAACACAGAUAAUGCUGAUAGUAAUUUGCCAACCUAUCACAACUUAUACCCUGCUGCUAAUUAUCAGGAAGAUCCUUCGGGAACAACUUUUGACAAUAACUUGGAGAAUAACGAUGACAAACCCAAGCCGGCUCCCAGGCUGAAGAUGAGCGACCAAACAUACGACCUAUCCGAAUUGCCAUCCGUACCGGAUUUUCCUCCAAGGCCAAAUCGUGAAGACUCGCCCCCAAAAGAUGAUGACAUCGACUUCGAUGAUCUGACCAAGAGGUUCAACGAAUUGAAGAAAAAGCACUAGUUAAAAAGUAUUCACUGUUGUAUUCUUUAGUAUAUGUUUAUAAUGUGCUCCUAACCGAAUGUGAUACGCUUGUAGAACUUUUUGAAUGUCACGUUUCUCUAUGCAAUUGAGGGCUUUUUCACUAGAUAGAUGAGGUUUUUGUUUUCAGCAGGUAAUGAAUAGGUUUUCAAAGAGUUCAUCUUAAAGCCGAACAAUCUAGAAAGGCAGAAGUAAGCAUAUUAAAUUCAUUGAUUAAAGAAACCUGGUUAUUGAUUUUUGGGGCGGAAUCUUUCAUAUUUUCUACAUAUUUCAAUUGAUUAUAUUUAGUUUUGUACUGUUUUAUUUGCUAGUAAUCUGUAGACAAUUAUUGAAAAAAUAUAUUUUUACCAUAAUCGUUAUAUAUUACACAUAUUAUAAUAAACACAAUUUUCAAUA
Leptinotarsa decemlineata (Colorado potato beetle) is the source of this 1515-nucleotide messenger RNA. It is a transcript of the gene Ist1, whose product is annotated as increased sodium tolerance 1-like protein. The record is from RefSeq and is a predicted model, not a curated record. Gene Ontology annotation, biological process: protein transport. NCBI's taxonomy places the organism in Eukaryota, Metazoa, Arthropoda, Insecta, Coleoptera, Chrysomelidae.